Molecule: messenger RNA, 795 nt
Organism: Glarea lozoyensis ATCC 20868
Lineage: Eukaryota; Fungi; Ascomycota; Leotiomycetes; Helotiales; Helotiaceae
Exons: 1
Coding region: 1-795 (264 amino acids)
Source: RefSeq, a predicted model, not a curated record
AUGACAGACCAAAAAGAAUUUAAACCAUUCUCCCGACUUCCGAAAGAACUCCGAAUGCUCAUAUGGAUCCACGCUCAAGAUCUCUUCCCACGAAUUUUCGAAGUUAUGACCGGAACGAAACGCGAACAUCGACACGAAUCACCCAACGGCCUGUUUUACGCAGUCCUACCAUCGGCUGGGCCGGCAUUGAUGCAGGUCAAUAAAGAAUCUCGUUCGACUCUUGCUAUAUACUAUAAACCACAGUUCACAGCGAAACUCAAUGGUCAACCGUUGAAACCCAAUCCUCAAGCGUCGGAACUCAAUCCUCAACCAUCCGAUGAGACCGAUCCACGUAUGAAAAUCGAAGACCUCCUUUUCAACUUCAGGACUGAUGCGCUACUCAUCGGUAGAACUUUUACAUGCAUGGACGAUGCAGAUACGCCGUCCAUGGACGAGAUUCUCAAGUUGGCGUUUGGCGACAACAAGAUUGAAGUGCAAAAUUCGCUGCGCACCUUACUCAUCGACGAAAACUCGUGUAAACGUUUCUGUUCUGGGAAGCCGUACGAUAAAUCCGAUGCCAGAAAGUCGUUCCCAAGUCUACAGAAAUUUGUCCUUCUUCAACGACUAGGCGCACACCGUGUAAUGGGCUUCUCGAAAAAUCCGGAACAAGACACUAUUAUGCGGCUUGAAGAUUGUACGAUUUACGACCUGGAAGACGAGUCAGACGAGAGAGGGCUCGCAGAGUUGAAGCCAAGUGACAUAUACUACAGGUACAUACGAAGAGAGAGGAUAUGUAGGAUUUCUAGAGGAGCUUAA